UGUUAAGACUCUAUAACAGCAGACAGGUUGUGAUUCAUUUAAAUAGUUAUUUUAGGAAUUGUAGUGUUUUGAUGGAAUAUUUGACGAAUUUAGUGAUUUAAGUGACUGUUUCGGAAGUAGUCGUAAAUAGCAAGUCGUUGCAGUUGAAGGAUUAUGAAAUUCUAAGAAGCGAAAAAAAAGGCCAAUCAGAAAAAUCAUGAGAUCUACACCAGCGACAACGCUUGUGCUCAUCACUGCCAUCAUCCUGGGAGCUCUGCUUCAAACCCAUGGGCAGGACAAUGUCCAAACCCGGGUGGCCCCUGCGCUGCUGGAGUGCUACCAAAAUCCAGUACUCUUCGAACGCGACAAUCGCCUUCCGAUGACGAUGAACAUGCUGAUCGAGUUGAUCCGGAAGGUGGAAGAUUCCCCCGAAUUCAACCAGGACAUGCGCCAGUUGUCCAUCGCACUGUUGCACCGGUUCCGUCAGGACGGUAUUGUAAGGGCUUCCGGAGUUCAGAACAUUCCCGGAGUGCUACCGUUCAGUCCCGUUGGCUUCCACUUUACCAAGCAUAGGAUUCUAUUUUCCCGGCUUCUGCCGGGCAAUGCUCAAACCUUCCCGAAUGCCACAUUGACCGCGCAGGAAAGGUGCUCUCUUCACUUUAUGUUGUCCAGCUCGAUCGAUACGAUGGUGCGUGGUGAUGAGAACAUCCGCUGCACUCAGCUUUCUCAAUACCGUGCUGCUCGGGUGCCACGGGAAAUCGACUUCAAGGAUAGGAACAAGCUCCUUUCCAACUAUCUCGGCGAUAUCGAAGUGCUCAACCAACCGGAGAUGAAUCAGAUAAAGAAGCAGAUAAAGAAGAUGAAGCAGUCGGCUAGACUGGAGAUGGAUCCGGACGAGGAACAAAUGGAAGAAGACGAGCCGGAAGCGGCAGCUGCCGCCGCCGAAGAAGAGGAAGCUCCCGUCGAAAGUCAAGAUGAAGUAGAGGGAGACCCCGCUGAACAGGAGUUCGUAGAUGAUGCUAGCUUAGUGGACAUUGCUACGAAUGCGAUCAGUGCCUGUCCGGUCGAAAAUGGAGUCGUCUAUACACAGUGGGGAACGCUUUCCGCUGGUACAGUGAUCGCCGGUAUCGCUGCUGGUCUUGAACCACAGACAGUUCAGCUACGUGACCUAAUGCCACCAAGAAGCGCUCAGUUCCGAGCUCGUCAGCAGGUUCAACCAAUGCGUGUGGAUAACCGAUGGGCUGCCACCUUAUCCGGUGAUCUGGCCGAAGUCACCCUUUUGCAUGCUCCUUCUCAACCGGCAAACAUCCAGGUCGGAGCAGCCGGAGCAUGGAAUCAAACCGUGGCACCUCGGUGGUUCUUCCUAAGCCAACGAACAUCCCUGGAGAUGACCGAUGCAGAGAUUCGUGCUGGAAUCGAUGGUCUUGCCCUGGCCACAAAUAUCAUUGAGUGGAGAAAUCGUGCCAACAUGCUCCGACUCAGUCAGGUGCUGGACAUGUACUACUCCCAGCGUGGAGUGUUCAACCAGCAGAUGCGAUCGUGCAACAGGAGGGAUCUGUUCACUACGGUGGCUCCUAUCCAGGCGAUGCGGGAUCAAGCCGUGGCGUUCAGCAACAUUCUGGACAAGGAGAUGCAGAUGGCGUUCACCGUGACCCAACAGGCAAUUGUGCAGUUUUCGGGAGGAGCUGCCGAUGCACUGGCGAACUAUGUCCCGACCUCUCUGAAUGACUUGUCUUGCGCAGCCACUGCCAUCACACCAACAGACCCAACGAUCUGGAGAUCCGCAGCUGAUCUAUUCAUUUUUGUCGACACAGCUUGGUCGUUCAGAGACAUUCACUCGGUAGUUGCCCAUCUUUUGGACAAUUUAGAUGUCGGUCGUUUUGGUACCACUUACACCAUCCUGAACGCAUUCAACGGAGAAGUGCUGGUCAACUCCACACAAUUCCUAGCUGAUUUCCAUUCGACGUACACCGUGGAUCUUCAUGUUGCUCAACCGAUUGGGCUGAAUCUGCCAACCGUGCUGAGGAGCCUCCGCGAGCAGAUAACUCCAAUUAUGAUGGCCGAACGGCAGAACAACAGCAUGAGCGGUCGAUCGAAGAUCGGUCUCAUCAUCCCAAAUACGGCAGCCGUCAGCGAAGGGGACUCCAACUUUGCCGUCGAACGUCUGCAUAUCCUACGUGAGGAAGUACCGGACCUGCGGUUGCUGUUCUUCGCCGGUGGCACUCCUACCCGGUUCAAUCGAUUCGUUCGUGAAGAAAGUCGUGACAUCUUUCAAAUGCGUGAAGUGGGAACGGGAGCCAUUAUCGAUGCUGUCAACGUUCAGACGACUCCGGUUAUUCGACGCAUCCAACAGGAACCGAGACGGAUUGUCAAUCCUCGCUGUGGACACGAUUGGAUCCAAACCACUUGGGGUUCGAACUCGUUCAAUCAGUACGUGGAACCGAGGGGAAUCGUAUUUUACCGGUUGCAACCGAACUACUUUUUCCAUCAGGCUGAGAACCGACGGCUGCGGAUUCAGGGACAUGGCUUCGCCACAAUUACCAUCUGUCACUCCCGCUGGGUUCAACUGCCAAGAAUCAACACCACCCAGAACAACGAUGCGGUCAACUGCCGUGUGGUCAAUGCCGAAAUGGUCGACAUCGAUCUGUCCAACGCUUGCGAUGGUCAUUCAGUGAUCCAUACCUGCCCACCAGUGUUCUUCUCCGUCGAGCAUACCCAGCAAACCGAGGUGACCAAUUUGCGGUGCACGGAGAGGGAAUGUCGCUUCCCGGACAAUGCACGAUUUGCCGUGGUGGUUGACAAUCUGGGUUGCUUCAGCAGUGCCGGCAAGUUCUUCAGCUCGUUGACAUUGCUGAUGCUGGCACUGGUCAGUGUGUUUUUUAGACAGUAAAUAAAUGUAGACGUGUUAAAACCGAUUUAGCUAUUUAAGCACAGUAAAUCAUCUUAGAGAUAACAUGUAAUGACAAAACUGAAUGUGUUUCAUCAACAUUGACGUAUUUUAGGAUAUAAUGUAAAAUGUAAUUACAAAGAAUCAGAAAAUAAAUAGAUAACUUAAGGUCA
Messenger RNA from Ochlerotatus camptorhynchus, 3039 nucleotides. RefSeq lists its product as uncharacterized. The record is from RefSeq and is a predicted model, not a curated record. Lineage: Eukaryota; Metazoa; Arthropoda; Insecta; Diptera; Culicidae. The transcript has 7 exons. The coding region runs from base 197 to 2869 and encodes 890 amino acids.